GGUGGGAGCCAGGUGGGUUGUGAGGCGGGAGGCGGCCACAACACCAACAACAAGCGGGCCUCACCAUGAAGACUGUCUUUAUGGUGGCUGAGAAGCCCUCCCUGGCACAGUCUCUCGCAGAGAUUCUCAGCAACAGGAAGAACACCACCAGGAAAGGUUUUAAUGGAGCUUGUAGUGUUCAUGAAUGGUCAGGCUCCUUCCUCAAUCAGUCUGUCCGCUUCAAGAUGACAUCUGUGUGCGGGCAUGUGAUGUCAUUAGACUUCCCAGGAAAAUUUAAUAAUUGGGACAGAGUUGAUCCUGCUGAAUUGUUCAGAUGUCCAACCGAGAAGAAAGAAGCAACACCCAAGCUUCGAAUGCCAGAGUUUAUAAGCAAAGAAUCCCGAGGGUGUGACUACCUAGUACUGUGGCUCGAUUGUGAUAAAGAGGGAGAAAACAUUUGUUUUGAGGUCAUUGCCUGUGUUGAAAAUUCUAUGCCUAGGCCAACAUUCAGAGAACAGACAAUCUUCCGUGCCAAGUUUUCUGCAAUCACAGAGCGGGACAUUAAAGCUGCUAUGAAUGCCCUUGUAGAACCUAAUGAAAAUGAAUCAAGAUCAGUUGAUGCCAGACAGGAGCUGGAUCUUCGUAUUGGAUGUGCCUUUACUAGAUUCCAAACUAAGUUUUUCCAGGGAAAGUAUGGCAACCUUGACUCAUCACUCAUAUCAUUUGGACCUUGCCAGACUCCAACUUUAGGAUUCUGUGUGGAACGGCAUGAUUUCAUCCAGUCAUUCAAGCCCGAGACAUACUGGGUACUGCAGGUAAAAGUAGCAGUAACUGAAGAAAAACAGUUGUCAUUAGAUUGGGAGAGAGUUCGAAGCUUUGACAAAGAUGUGGCAAAUUUGUUUCUCAAUAUAGUGAAAGAACAGAAGCGUGCCAAGGUGUUGAAAGUCGAAAUGAAAGAGAAGGCAAAACCUCGCCCUCUUGCACUGAACACUGUGGAACUGAUGCGAGUGGCCAGCUCAGGUCUUGGAAUGGGACCUCAUCAUGCCAUGACCCUGGCUGAGAGACUGUACACGCAAGGAUAUAUCUCGUAUCCACGUACAGAAACAACGCAUUACCCAGAAAAUUUUGAUCUCAAGGGAGCUUUGAGAAUUCAGGAAGGUCACAGUGACUGGGGCAGUAUUGUCAGAGACAUUCUAAAAGAAGGCAUUCAGAGGCCAAAGAAAGGUCACGAUGUAGGCGACCAUCCUCCUAUUACCCCAAUGCGUUGUGCAGACAGAAGUCAGUUGGACCAUGACUCAUGGCGUUUGUAUGAGUAUAUUACCAAGCAUUUUAUCGGUACACUAAUGACUGACUGUAUAUACCUGAGUACAACCAUCAGUCUUUCUAUAGGGUCAGAAAACUUCAGCAUAUCUGGGAAACAGCUAAUAGAUCCUGGCUUCACUAAGGUGAUGGACUGGCUAGCAUUGCAAGAUGAGGAGAAAUUACCUGACCUUAAACCUGGAGAUGAUUUACCUAUCAUUGAGGCAAAGCUCAGUGAACGACAAACAUCUCCUCCAGAUUACUUGACUGAAUCAGAAUUGAUUAGCCUGAUGGAAAAACAUGGUAUUGGUACAGAUGCCUCAAUCCCUGUACACAUUAACAAUAUUUCCCAAAGAAAUUAUGUUCAAGUGGCAACAGGACGUAAGUUGGUGCCGACCAGCUUGGGCAUUGUCUUGGUUCAUGGCUAUCAAAAGAUUGAUCCUGAUUUGGUGCUGCCAACUAUGAGAAGUGCAGUGGAAGAGCAACUUAAUCUAAUUGCUCUUGGAAAAGCAGACUUUGAUUCUGUCUUGACCCAUACAUUGGAGAUAUUUCAGCUCAAGUUCCAGUACUUUGUCAAGAACAUAGAAGGAAUGGAUGAGCUGUUUGAAGUGACAUUUUCACCUCUCUCUGCUAGUGGGAGACCACUGUCAAGAUGUGGUAAAUGUCGACGUUACAUCAAGUUGGUGGAGACUAAACCUGUCCGUCUCCACUGUGUGACGUGUGAUGAAACUUUUGCUGUGCCUCAGAAUGGUGUUAUACGAGAGUUUCAGGAGAACAGGUGUCCUUUAGAUGACUUCCAGCUCUUGGUGUGGUCUGGUGGAGCUAAAGGGAAGAGUUUUACCUUCUGCCCUUACUGCUACAACAACCCUCCUUUCCCGGACAUGUCCAAAGGAAGUGGAUGCAACCUUUGUUCUCACCCGACCUGCCAGUAUGGCCGAGACAAUGUGGGUGUAUCCCAGUGCAUGGAAUGUCCAACUGGGAUAUUGGUUAUGGAUCCCUCAUCUGGACCCAAGUGGAAACUGGCUUGUAAUAGAUGUGACGUCAUAAUAAACCUCUUCGACAAAGCCAGCAAGGUUCAGGUUCUUGAAGAUACCUGUGAGGAUUGUGGCUCUCAAACAGUCACUGUUGAAUACAAGGAGGGAAAGAGUAAACUGAGAGACGGACAGUUGACAACAAGUGGAUGUAUAUUCUGCAGUGCCACUCUAAUACCCCUGGUGGAAAAACACAGAGCUUCCCAAGAUGGGGGUCGUGGCAGAGGACGAGGGAGAGGGAGAGGAAGGGGAGGAAGCAGGGGAGGGAGAGGGAGCAGCCGUGGUGGACGAGGUCGUGGUGGUGGCAGAGGAAGAAGAUAGUAUUUUACACAUUUUUUAAAUACUUCUUUAAAUAUCAAGUUUUAUUUAUUCCUGUGUGAAAAAAUUUACAAUGUGGCUUUUGUAAAUAUUUCUUCAUAAUAAAUAUGGAGAUAAUAGG
This is a messenger RNA of Procambarus clarkii (red swamp crayfish), 2748 nucleotides long. It is a transcript of the gene Top3beta, whose product is annotated as topoisomerase 3-beta. Gene Ontology annotation, cellular component: nucleus. The record is from RefSeq and is a predicted model, not a curated record. Gene Ontology annotation, biological process: DNA topological change. Gene Ontology annotation, molecular function: DNA binding; DNA topoisomerase type I (single strand cut, ATP-independent) activity. Lineage: Eukaryota; Metazoa; Arthropoda; Malacostraca; Decapoda; Cambaridae.